Molecule: messenger RNA, 904 nt
Organism: Hypoxylon fragiforme
Lineage: Eukaryota; Fungi; Ascomycota; Sordariomycetes; Xylariales; Hypoxylaceae
Product: 60S ribosomal protein L9
Exons: 6
Coding region: 80-661 (193 amino acids)
Biological process (GO): cytoplasmic translation
Cellular component (GO): cytosolic large ribosomal subunit; ribosome
Molecular function (GO): rRNA binding; structural constituent of ribosome
Source: RefSeq, a predicted model, not a curated record
UUUUUUUUUCUUAUUAACGACGACAUCAUCUUCAGGUUCAACUUCUUUCCCCGCCAUACCCUCAACCUGAACCGUCAAGAUGCGAUACAUUCACAGUCUCGAGACCCUGAACAUUCCCGAGGGAGUCAAGGUCUCAAUCAAGUCCCGCAAUGUUACCGUCGAGGGCCCGCGAGGCAAGCUGUCUAAGGACCUGAGCCAUAUCGCCGUCAACUUUUCGCGACCGAAGAAGAAUGUUAUUGGCAUUGAGAUUCACCACGGAUCGCGAAAAGAUGUCGCCACCCUACGAACUGUCCGCACGCUCAUCAACAACUUGGUCAUCGGCGUCACCAAGGGCUACAAGUACAAGAUGCGUUACGUCUACGCCCAUUUCCCCAUCAACGUCAACGUCGAGAAGAACAGCGAGACGGGCAACUUCGAGGUCGAGAUCCGAAACUUCAUCGGCGAGAAGCUCGUCCGACGCGUCGCCAUGCGCCCCGGUGUUAACGUCGAAAUCUCCACAUCCCAGAAGGAUGAGCUACAAAUCCUAGGCAACUCUCUUGAGGAUGUUUCUCAAAGCGCCGCCGACAUUCAACAGAUCUGCAGAGUCCGAAACAAGGAUAUCCGAAAGUUCUUGGACGGCAUGUACGUUUCUGAGAAGAGCAACAUCGAGACUGAUGCUUAAGCGGGAUGGGGCAUGAAUGGUUUGUUUUCUUUCUGGGUCUCAAUACGGAGUCGCCGGGGUUCAUCUGCAUCUCACGUAGCAAGAUAGCUACGAAAAAUGGAACCGAACAUUGACCAAUGUCUUCGUGUCUUUUGAACUAUAAUAUGGUCUUCUUUCAGAUUCGUGAUAUGGCAGAUACCUGCUGUCGUUACUCCCUUUCGCAUGUGCUUCUUCUCGGAAUUUAUAAGUGACUGCAAAGGGAUG